Molecule: messenger RNA, 456 nt
Organism: Didymella exigua CBS 183.55
Lineage: Eukaryota; Fungi; Ascomycota; Dothideomycetes; Pleosporales; Didymellaceae
Exons: 1
Coding region: 1-456 (151 amino acids)
Source: RefSeq, a predicted model, not a curated record
AUGGGUCUCCUCCACAAGCUCGAAGAGAAGAUCCUGCACAAGGGACCUAAGCACGGCCAACACCCACCGCAGCAACAAUACCAACAAGGUGGCUACGGCGGCGGCAUGAACAGUGGUCCCAACAUGAGCGGUGGUAUGGGUGGUGGUAACCACCAUGGCGGACACCAAGGAGGAAUGGGCGGACCUGGUGGCUUUGGCGGACAGUCACAUCACGGCGGCGGAGGCAUGGGCGGCCCUGGAGGUCCCGGUGGGCAGCACGGCGGCUUUGGGGGCAUGAGUGGAGGGCCUGGUGGCCACCAUGGAGGAGGCGGAAUGGGAGGUCACCAUGGCGGAGGUAUGGGAGGACCUGGAGGUCAUCACGGUGGAGGUGGUAUGGGUGGAGGUCCCGGCGGGCCUGGAGGCCAUCACGGCGGAGGUGGUAUGGGUGGUGGGCCUGGUGGGCCUGGAAGAUGGUAG